Messenger RNA from Balaenoptera musculus (blue whale), 1469 nucleotides. RefSeq names its product acidic nuclear phosphoprotein 32 family member E (gene ANP32E). Bases 351 to 1151 code for a protein of 266 amino acids. The transcript is spliced from 7 exons. The record is from RefSeq and is a predicted model, not a curated record. Lineage: Eukaryota; Metazoa; Chordata; Mammalia; Artiodactyla; Balaenopteridae. Gene Ontology annotation, biological process: regulation of apoptotic process. Gene Ontology annotation, cellular component: nucleus. Gene Ontology annotation, molecular function: histone binding; phosphatase inhibitor activity.
GGGUGGAGUGUAGGCCAGGGGGUUGGCGGUGCCGUGUCAUGGAGGCUCAGUCUCCGAGCAGCCAUUGAAGGGGAAGGAACUGCGGGUGUGUGUAUGUGUGUGCGUGUGAGUGCGCGCGCGAGUGUGUGGACAAGGAGGUGGGGGCAGCUGAGUUAGAGUCCCAACUCCUUGGACUCCAUUUGCUAUUCCCUUCUUUCUCCCCCACACCUAUCUGGUGGUGGUGGUGGGCGUUUAUAUUUGCGUUUCUUUUCAUUCAUUUCCAAAUCUUUUAAAAUUUUAGGGUUGGGGGUAGUGGGAAAGGCAGGAAAAGGUAAGGGAGGAGAGUAGUAGCAGAAGAGCAGGAGGAGGACAUGGAGAUGAAGAAGAGGAUUAACCUGGAGUUAAGGGACAGAGCCCCGGAGGAGGUGACAGAGUUGGUCCUUGAUAAUUGCCUCUGUGUCAAUGGGGAAAUUGAGGGCCUGAAUGAUACUUUUAAAAAACUAGAGUUUCUGAGUAUGGCUAAUGUGGAACUAAGUUCACUGGCCCGGCUGCCCAGCUUAAAUAAACUUCGAAAGUUGGAACUUAGUGACAAUAUAAUUUCUGGAGGCUUGGAAGUCCUGGCAGAGAAAUGUCCAAACCUUACCUACCUCAAUUUGAGUGGAAACAAAAUCAAAGAUCUCAGUACAGUAGAAGCUCUGCAAAAUCUUAAAAAUUUGAAGAGUCUUGACUUGUUUAACUGUGAGAUCACAAACCUGGAAGAUUAUAGAGAAAGUAUUUUUGAACUGCUACAGCAAAUCACGUACUUAGAUGGAUUUGACCAGGAGGAUAAUGAAGCACCAGACUCAGAAGAAGAGGAUGAUGAAGAUGGAGAUGAAGAUGAUGAAGAGGAAGAGGAAGAUGAAGCUGGUCCACCUGAAGGAUAUGAGGAAGAGGAAGAAGAAGAGGAGGAUGAGGAUGAGGAUGAGGAUGAAGAUGAAGCAGGCUCAGAACUGGGAGAGGGAGAAGAGGAGGUGGGCCUGUCAUACUUAAUGAAAGAAGAAAUUCAGGAUGAAGAAGAUGAUGAUGACUAUGUUGAAGAAGGGGAAGAAGAAGAAGAAGAGGAAGAAGAAGGUGUUCGAGGGGAAAAGAGGAAACGAGAUGCUGAAGAUGAUGGAGAGGAAGAAGAUGACUAGAUCAUUCUAAGACCAGAUUCCCUAAUGUUCCUGGGUGUGCAAUAGAGUGAUCACAUCUUCUUUGUUUCUUCAUGUAUGAUAGCUAUCCCUACAGAAGAUAAUGUGUAACUUUUUAUAGGAAAAGUGUGGUUUUACUAUUUUUGCCUUACCAUUCCAAAUAAGAUUAACUAGUCUGUUAAUGAUCAUAUUGUAUGUAGAGAAAAUUUUUCAUUGACCCCAUUGUGAAAUUCCCUAGCAAUUUAUUUAGAAUCUUAAUUUUUCUAAUUAAAGCUCACUGUGUUAGUCAUUUUUAGCAUAAUUAAAACAUGAUUGCUUUUA